AUGAGCAGCAGCCAGGGCAAGCAUAGAAAGCCGAAAGGCAAGCAAGCCAAGAAGGCAGCGAAGAAGGAACACAAAACGGCCAAGCUCGAGCUCAAGAUCGACAAGCUAAAGGGCCUGCUGCAUCAACGCCAGAUGACCGUCAUCGCUUUCGUCAAUUCACGAUCGGGUGCGCAACUGGGCGAGAUGGUCAUGCCGCACCUGGCCGCCAUCUUGGGCGAGGACCACGUCUUCGACAUAAUCUCAGACGGCAUCAAGCCAGGGUACUGCAGCAUGGUGUGUCGCGUGCGAGUGUUGUGCGUGCACAGGGCUGACGAGCAUGGUAUGACCGUGACUACAGGUGGGCACUAUUCCGCUGGGGACGGGCAACGACUUGGCGCGACAGUUCGGUUGGGUGGCUCCGUCUAUCCCAAUCGCAAGAAGGUGCUCAAGCUCGUCUACAAGUUCGCCACCUCGGCCUGCCUCACUCCGCUCGACAUUUGGAUGGUGAAGAUCACGCCCAAGGACCCGGAGACACUGGAGCCCUUGGAGAACGAAUCCACGUCGCAGAUCAUGUUCAAUUACUUCAACGCCGGGUUCGAGGCCGGCGUAUCGUACCGCUUCGACCGCUUCAGGAAGAGACACCAAAAGCUCUUCAAGGCCCGCAAGGUGAACCAGAUUGGUUAUGGCCUCAGUGCCCUGUCCUCGACCAUGCGUGGAGGCAACCAGUCACUCAACAACCUGGGUGGAGAUGUACGUCAACGGCAGCAAGCUCGAAACGCCCGAAGACCUCAAGACGCUCGUGGUGCUCAACUUCAAGAACUAUCAAGCGGGUCUCGAUAUCUGGGGCAAGCCGAAGAGGGCCGGCGUCUCGGCGGAGCCCGUUUUUUGACGACCAGAUCGCUGAGGUGGUGGGCCUCGGCGGCGUCCGACACGAGCUCAAGGUCCGAUCGCACAUCCGCAAGGGCUACCAUCUGGCCCAGGGGUCGAGCAUCAAGAUCAACGUCUUCACCGACAUCCCCAUCAACUACGACGGCGAGCCCUUCAUCCAGCGCGGCCCCUGUGAGAUUCACUUGGAGCCGUGGUGCCUGGCCUACAUCCUCACCAACCCCAAGGUGGACCUCGAUGUCAACAUCUCCUCGGCGAGCGUGCCCACCCGCACGCCCGGCGCCCACCGCGAGUCGAGCGCCUCCGCUGCCGAGGAGGUCUACAGAUAAACACGUGGUACCACCCAAGUGUAAAUAG
Acanthamoeba castellanii str. Neff is the source of this 1221-nucleotide messenger RNA. RefSeq lists its product as uncharacterized. Lineage: Eukaryota; Discosea; Longamoebia; Acanthamoebidae. The record is from RefSeq and is a predicted model, not a curated record. The coding region runs from base 1 to 1221 and encodes 406 amino acids. Gene Ontology annotation, molecular function: ATP-dependent diacylglycerol kinase activity. The transcript has 5 exons.